CCCGCUCCACUCCCACUCCAAUCUCCCCCACCCUCUCCCUCCUUCCUUCUCCGUCUCCGCGUUCAUGCCGGUGAAUCGGCUGAGACCCAUCUGGGCGUAGCACCGAUCCCAUGUCUCUCCCGUCCGUGGAGUGCGCGUACGUCACCGACGACCUCGUCCGCGAAUGGAAGUCCGCCGCCGGGAGCUCCGUCCCCAGGCCUCCCGACCCCGCCCCCGCGCUCCGCUUCCUCUACGAGCUCUGCUGGGCCAUGGUGCGGGGAGAGUUGCCGUUUCAGAAGUGUAAGCCGGUGUUGGACUCGGUGGAGUUCUUGGAUAGACCGUCCAAGGAGGAGCUGGGCUCGGGUUUCGCCGACAUCAUCAGUCAAAUGGCUCUUGACCUUACUCUGCCUGGGGAGUUUCGUGCUCGUUUGACAAAAUUGGCUAAAUGGCUUGUAGACUGUUCACUGGUUCCGCUUAGACUUUUCCAGGAACGCUGUGAGGAAGAAUUUCUUUGGGAGGCUGAACUGAUCAAGAUAAAAGCUCAAGAGUUAAAAAACAAAGAGGUCAGAGUUAACACACGUCUACUUUAUCAGCAAACAAAGUUUAACCUUCUCCGUGAAGAGAGUGAGGGCUAUGCCAAACUGGUGACCCAACUUUGUCAAGUUUCUGAUGCUUCCAGCGAUAGUGCAAAAGCAGCUACAAUAGGCGUUAUUAAGUCAUUAAUUGGGCACUUUGAUUUGGACCCAAAUCGUGUUUUUGACAUCGUUUUGGAGUGCUUUGAACUUCAGUCUGAUGCAACUAUAUUUUUGGACCUCAUUCCUAUUUUUCCGAAGUCACAUGCUUCACAGAUCCUGGGGUUUAAGUUCCAGUAUUACCAGAGAACGGAUGUAAAAAGUCCUGUACCAUUUGGGCUCUACAAGCUUACAGCUUUGUUGGUGAGGGAAGCUUUCAUUGAUCUCGACAGUGUAUGUGCACAUUUACUUCCUAAGGACGAGGAGGCAUUUGAGCAACACAAUGCGUUUUCUGUCAAGCGACUUGAUGAGGCUAAUAAAAUUGGUAGAAUAAACCUUGCUGCUACUGGGAAGGAUCUUAUGGAGGAUGAGAAACAAGUCGAUGUGACGGUAGAUCUUUUUACUUCUUUGGACAUGGAAUCUGAAGCAGUAGCUGAGCAUUCUGCAGAACUGGAAAACAACCAAACUUUGGGCUUGCUUUGUGGUUUCCUUUCUGUGGAUGACUGGUGCCAUGCCUACACUCUACUUGAUCGACUGUCACCCCUUAAUCCCGUGGCACAUCUCCCAAUCUGCAACGGCUUAUUUAGGCUCAUUGAGAUGACGAUGACUCCAUCAUAUAAUAUUGUUCGGCAAGCACAUACUCUAGUGUCUUCCUCUGCUGCUGCUGUGGAUGCCAUGGGUGCUACAGAGUUGGCUCAUAAUUCUUUUAUUGAUCUUCCUAAAGAACUUUUUCAGAUGCUUGCUUGUGCUGGACCUUAUCUCUAUCGUGAUACUAUAUUACUGCAGAAGGUAUGCAGAGUUUUAAGAGGUUAUUACCUUUCUGCACUUGGACUUGUGGAGAAUGGUGAUAAAGUAUCAAAUCCCGAGUUUCUUGCCGGUCAAAAUAAAGUUCCUCGCAUGCACCUUAAAGAAGCCAGGCUAAGGGUAGAGGAAGCUUUAGGAACAUGCCUGCUCCCCUCUUUGCAGUUAGUGCCUGCAAAUCCAGCUGUGGGACAAGAGAUCUGGGAAGUUAUGUGUCUCCUUCCAUAUGAGGUGAGAUAUCGUUUAUAUGGUGAAUGGGAAAAAGAUGAUGAAAGAACGCCCAUGAUUUUGGCAGCACGGCAGACUGCAAAGUUGGAUACUAGAAGAAUCUUGAAACGACUUGCAAAAGAAAACUUGAAGCAGCUUGGUCGAAUGGUUGCCAAACUAGCUCAUGCCAACCCAAUGACAGUGCUCCGUACAAUUGUUCACCAGAUUGAGGCAUACAGGGAUAUGAUCACUCCUGUUGUUGACGCAUUCAAAUACCUGACACAGCUUGAGUACGACAUUUUGGAAUAUGUGGUAAUUGAGCGCCUGGCACAAGGAGGGCGAGAAAAGUUGAAAGAUGAUGGACUUAAUCUGUCAGACUGGCUCCAGUCACUGGCUUCAUUCUGGGGUCACCUGUGUAAGAAAUAUCCAUCAAUGGAAUUGAGGGGUCUUUUUCAGUACCUUGUCAACGAGCUGAAAAGGGGUCAAGGAAUUGAACUUGUUCUUCUGCAGGAGCUUAUUCAACAAAUGGCAAAUGUCCAGUACACUGAGAAUCUAACAGAAGAACAACUGGAUGCCAUGGCAGGGGGUGAAACUCUCCGGUAUCAAGCUACUUCUUUUGGUGUGACUCGCAACAAUAAGGCAUUGGUCAAAUCAACUAACCGGCUAAGGGAUUCAUUACUUCCGAAGGAUGAACCAAAGUUGGCCAUACCGCUUUUGUUGCUCAUUGCUCAACAUCGUUCUGUGGUUGUCAUAAGUGCUGAAGCACCAUACAUUAAGAUGGUCAGUGAGCAAUUUGAUAGAUGCCAUGGAACCCUUCUUCAGUAUGUGGAAUUUCUCUGUAGUGCUGUGACACCACCUACAGCAUAUGCGCAGCUGAUUCCCUCACUUGAUGAUCUUGUUCACUUGUAUCACCUAGAUCCUGAGGUAGCUUUCUUGAUAUACCGUCCAGUAAUGAGGCUUUUCAAGGCUCAUGGAAGUUCAGAAGUUUGCUGGCCUUUGGAUGACAAUGAGACUAUGAACUUAGAGGCUGAGUCUGAGGAUAAGUCUUGCAACUUAGCUCUCAAUCUUGGCCGACAAAUGAAGCCAAUCAUGUGGUCGGACCUUCUUGUGACUGUCAAGUCUAUGUUGCCUGCAAAAGCUUGGAAUAGCCUCUCCCCUGAUCUUUAUGCUACAUUUUGGGGGCUCACAUUAUAUGAUCUCUAUGUUCCUAGGAGUCGUUAUGAUUCUGAAAUUGCAAAGCAACAUGCGGCACUUAAGGCUUUGGAGGAACUUUCUGAUAAUUCAAGUUCUGCAAUUACCAAAAGGAAGAAAGAGAAAGAGAAAAUUCAGGAAUCUCUUGAUCGUCUGACCAGCGAACUCCACAAGCAUGAAGAACAUGUUGCUUCUGUUCGGAGACGACUUUCACGUGAAAAAGAUAAAUGGUUAAGCUCCUGCCCUGAUACUCUGAAGAUAAAUAUGGAGUUCCUUCAACGUUGUAUAUUUCCACGGUGCACUUUUAGCAUGUCCGAUGCUGUCUACUGUGCUAUGUUUGUACAUACUCUUCAUUCCCUGGGGACCCCCUUCUUCAACACAGUUAACCACAUUGAUGUUUUGAUAUGUAAAACAUUGCAACCCAUGAUAUGCUGCUGUACUGAAUAUGAAGUGGGAAGACUUGGGAGGUUCUUGUAUGAGACUUUAAAGACAGCCUACUAUUGGAAGAGUGACGAAUCCAUAUAUGAACGUGAAUGUGGUAACAUGCCAGGCUUCGCUGUCUAUUAUCGUUACCCAAACAGCCAGCGUGUUACAUAUGGGCAGUUCAUAAAGGUGCACUGGAAAUGGAGUCAAAGAAUUACGAGGUUAUUGAUCCAAUGCCUGGAAUCAACAGAGUACAUGGAGAUACGGAAUGCCCUCAUCAUGCUGACAAAAAUUUCUGGUGUUUUCCCAGUUACUCGAAAGAGUGGGAUUAACCUUGAAAAACGGGUUGCUAAGAUUAAAAGUGACGAAAGAGAAGAUCUCAAGGUAUUGGCAACAGGUGUGGCUGCUGCAAUGGCUGCUAGGAAGCCUUCAUGGGUUACCGAUGAAGAAUUUGGCAUGGGCUAUUUGGAAGUAAAACCACCAUCACUUGCUUCGAAGUCUGUUUCAACCAAUUUAACAGCGUCAAACGGUCCAGCUCUAGCUCAGAAUGAACAUGUUGGGGGAAGAGGAGCACAAACCGAUGCUGGGAACUCAGUCAAAGAGCAAGCCUUAAGGACAAAAAAUGCAGAGAGAGGGCUAGAGAAAACAGAUACUUCAGGUGGAAAAACUGAUACUGGAAAUCUAAAAGUGAAAGGUGGGUCAGCUGCAAAUGGUUCAGAGGCUCAGAUAACUACUAUUCCAGCUGUUGCACAGUCUGGAUCAUCACAUCAAAGAUAUGUGGAAGAAUCUGCAGCAAAAUUUGAUGAAAGCAAUUCUAAAGCUGCUCCAAAGGACUCCACUGAUUCUGAGUUGAAAGCUCCAACCAAAAGAGCCAUACCUGCUGUAUCACAUGCUAAGCCGCCAAAACAAGAUGGUAAGGAUGAGAAAUCUGGAAAGACUGCUUCUUCUACAAACGAUAGGAAUGUUUCUGCUCAUACAUCUGAGGGUAGGCAAGUAGCUGCUACGAGUGUGUCUACAACUCUGACAACUAAUGGGAAUGCUAAAGGUUCUACUCCAUCUGCAAGAUCUUCAAUUGAUGUGCAUGGGGUUGAAGCGAAGACAGAGAGUGGAGCUGCCAAGUCAUCUGAUGGGAGGUCUUCUCAUGUUAAAGAUGAUGGAAAUGAUAAUUAUGAUGCACUAAAACCUCCUUCUCGACUUGUUCAUUCCCCAAGACAUGAGAGUUGUUUAGCUUCUUCGAAGUCUGGCGACAAGCUGCAGAAAAGGAGUAGUCCUCCAGAUGAAGCUGACAGGGUUAGCAAGCGUAGAAAGGGGGACAGUGACUCCAAAGAUUUGGAGGGAGAUGUUCGGUACCCAGAUAGAGAGAGGUCUGUAGAUGCUCGAUUUCUGGAUCUUGAGAGAACGGGGAGUGAUGAGCAAAGCAUCUAUAGGAACACAGAUAAGAUUUUGGACAGAACAAAAGAGAGAAUUGUUGAUAGAUAUGACCGAGAUUACAGGGAGCGUCCUCGUGGAGAUGAUGUAGUGGUCGAAAGGGCAAGGGAUCGGUCAAUGGAACGACAUGUUAGAGAGCGUUCAGUUGAUAGAGUGCAGGAGAGAAGUAAUGACAGGACUUUUGAUAGGCUCCCUGAAAAAGAGAGGGGAAAAGAUGAUAGAAGCAAGCUGAGGUACGGUGAAACUGCUUCGGAAAAAGUUCAUGCAGAUGACCGGUUUCAUGGGCAGAGCCUGCCACCGCCACCGCCCUUGCCACCCCACGUGGUACCUCAGUCACUUGGUUCCAGUAGAAGGGAUGAGGACAGCGAUAGAAGGUUUGGAGUUACCAGGCAUGCUCAAAGACUUUCUCCAAGACAUGAUGAGAGGGAGCGCAGGCGGUCUGAAGAGAACAUAGCUUCACAGGACGAUGCAAAACGAAAGAAAGAGGAUGAUUUUCGCGAUAGGAAACGAGAGGAACGAGAAGGGAUGUCAUUGAAGGUGGAUGAGAGGGACAGGGAUAGGGAUAAAGCGAACCUUCUGAAAGAGGAAAUGGAUGCAAAUGCUGCUUCAAAAAGGCGGAAACUGAAAAGGGAGCAUCUUCCAUCUGGGGAACCUGGGGAGUUUUCACCAGUGGGCCCUCCUCCUGCCCUAACUGUCGGCAUGUCACAAUCCUAUGAUAGUAGGGACAGGGGAGAAAGGAAAGCUCUCAUGACCCAACGCCCAGGUUACAUGGAGGAACCAGGACCAAGGGUGCAUGGUAAAGAGGCGGCAAGCAAGAUGGGCCGUCGUGAUGUUGACCCGAUGUAUGAACGAGAAUGGGACGAUGAAAAGAGGCAAAGAGCUGAACAGAAGCGAAGGCAUCGCAAGUAGAUGAGUAGAGAUUUUGAGACCUAUAAUUUCCAAGGCAUCGGCGAGAUGUCGCUUUUAGCUCAGGAAAUGGACCAGUUACCCCUAGAGACCAUCUGGUACUGUGCUGUCUUUGAUCCUCUUGGUAUCCUGAAGCCUUUAUUACAAGGAAUCGGCUCACGAGCUUCAUGCGAUUGGUUGAAGUUCCAAUUCAACAUUUUGUGUGCUGAGCUUCUCCUUAAUCCAGUGGAUGUUUGCACAAUGUCUUAUUUCGUUUCUUCAAACUACAGGACGAUAGUGCGCUGGAUUUUUUAUGUAAUGAUUUUCAUGUAAAGAGUAUUCUUGAAGCUGGAUAGAAAAGAGGAUGCUUUGUUUCGCCCCAUGUAAUGUACAUAACCGAGUACUCCAGUUACAUAUUGCGGCUGUAUCCCUAACAGUUUUGCCUAUUGGUUCAGCGAAUGGUAUGGCCUAGCGUGCUCAGGCACAAAAUUGUUUCAAA
Molecule: messenger RNA, 6144 nt
Organism: Syzygium oleosum
Lineage: Eukaryota; Viridiplantae; Streptophyta; Magnoliopsida; Myrtales; Myrtaceae
Product: THO complex subunit 2
Exons: 32
Coding region: 111-5669 (1852 amino acids)
Biological process (GO): mRNA processing; mRNA export from nucleus
Cellular component (GO): THO complex part of transcription export complex
Molecular function (GO): mRNA binding
Source: RefSeq, a predicted model, not a curated record